GUUUGUACCGUUCAGUUUGUUUUUGUCGGGCCAUUUGCGAGAGUCGUGUGUCGUUCCGUGAGAUACAACCAGCGAAGCAGAGAUAUUCUCGUCGUUCUAGAAGAUACGCCGCGGCAUACAACAGUCACAGCCACGGACCAAAAGUGAAGUUUGUUCCCCAACCCACCAAAAGAUAUCGAAAGAAAUCAAAUAUAAAUUGAAAGAAAAAACGUAUCUGUGAGAUACGCACGCGACAAGUGAGAGAGAGAGAGAGAAAAUUCAAGUGAAAGAGCUAAAAACCCGAAAAACCCGCCCCCGCAACAAUAACACCCCCCGGCUUAAGUCCACCCCAGCCCCAGCGUUGCGUCGCCACACACAAAAUUCAUUUGGAAAUAAAUCGUUUGUGUUUUUUUUUGUUUUUAGCCUCUUUGGUAAAGUACGAGUAGCUUUGUUUUUGUUGUUUAUUCGCUAGCCGCCGCCAAGUUAUUUACGUCGACAUCGCGCAACAACAACAGCAACAACAACAACAACAACGCAGACAAACAGUUACAGCAGCGACAACAGCAAAAACAACAAAUCGUGUCGGGGCGAAAAAUGUUUUACAAUUAAAAUUGCGCGCGGGCAAAAGUAUCUGGCAGAUACGCAAAACACACACAUACAGAGGGCGCAAUAUGCGCAAAUUAAACUAAAAUGCAGCAUAUCAGAGCUGUAAAAACUUUUACGACGACCACGCCACCCCCUCCAGCCAGUGCCACAGCCUCUCCACGGAGUGAGAGAGAGUCCUGUUCCUGCCACCCGCACAGUCGAAAAUAAUACCCAGAUACAAAUUAAGGUCGCUCAGCGGCAGCGCAUAAAACAGGAACAACAACAACAACAACAAUCCAGAGGGAAACAACAACACUGCAGAAGUUUCUACCUGAGGAGAGUAUAUUAGAGAGCCCAGGACAACUGCGGGAUCCGGGGAUCCUUAUACAAAAGGAUAUCCAGCAGGGGAGCAGAACACACACACACACAAAGGCCGUAAAACAUUUUGGGCUGCUGCUGCAGCAGGUCGUCCUGCGACUACGCCUCCACCUCUUCCUCCGGCUCUGUGUCCGCUCGUAAAUUUUCAACCCAAGCAAGCAACGAGCCAACACCAACCAACCCCACAGCCAAACAAAACAACAGCAAGAGCCGAAAUAUCCAAGAAGUAACUGCAUCUACAGCUAACCAGCAAAAGGAAAAACACACAAACAAAUUCAUACCUAUAUAUUUAUAUAGUGGAGUGUAUACAUAUAUAAAUAUUCUCGCAGAGAUGGCGGGCAACAUUGUCAAAUGGUGGAAGCAUAAAAUACUCGGCGGCUACAAACAGUUCUCAGUCCAGGAAUGCACCACAGAUUCCGAGGAGCUGAUGUAUCACCAGGUGCGUGCCUCCUCCUCGUGCAGCGCCCCGCCCGACCUGCUGCUGGUCAGUGAACGUGACAAUAAUAUACAACUGCGAUCGCCGGUGGUUAAUAUAAUCACCACACCGCCGGGCAAUGCCUCCGGCACGGCUGGCAACAAGCAGCUGCAGCAGCAGGGGCACCAGCAUCACCAGGCGCUGCCCCAUACCCAUGCCAGCAGGCACCACCAUCAGCAUCCCAUGCAGCUGCCGCAGGACAUGAGCAGCAGUGGCAGCCACACAAAGCAUUUGCGCAUCAGCAGCAGCAGCGCCGGGGGCAAGCAUGGCAAAUAUGCAAAUGUGCAACAGCAGACGGUGCCGCCAGGCGUCGAUGAGGAUGUGGUCGAUGCGGCAGCAGCGGCUCAGCCCUCAGCCCAACAGCAGCAGCAACAUUCGCGGCACUUGCACCACCACAAGGAGGAACGCAUCCGCUUGGAGGAAUUCACCUGCGACGUAUCCGUUGAGGGCGGCAAGUCCUCGCAGCCGUUGCAAUUCUCGUUCACGUUCUACGAUCUGGACGGGCAUCAUGGCAAGAUAACAAAGGAUGACAUUGUGGGCAUUGUGUAUACCAUAUACGAGUCCAUUGGCAAGUCCGUGGUGGUGCCCCACUGUGGCAGCAAGACAAUCAAUGUGCGCCUCACCGUCAGUCCCGAGGGUAAAUCGAAAUCCGCACAGCCCCUGCCUGCGGCAGCGUUCGGCGGCGGCAACAACAACAACAAUAGCAGCAGCAACAACAACAAACUGAAGAAGUUGCCCAUGGGACUGGCAGCUGCGAUGGCGAAACAAGUGAACGGCGGCAGCGGCGGAGGAGCGCUAACGACAUCCGCCGGCACACGCCGUCAGCAUCGGUAUCGACCGCGCAAACUGAUUAAGUCCGAUGACGAGGACGAUGACAGCAACAGUGACAAGGAGAAGGAUGCACUGGCUGCAUCAGCAGACCGUGCCGACCAGCAGCCAAGUGGGAGUGGCGGCACCAAGGGCGCUGGAGGCAGCAAGAGCCAUCACCAUCAACAUCAUCAUGGCAGAUACCAACAGAAGAGCAGCUCGAAAGUGGAACAGUGCUGUGUCGGGGCUGCCACGGAGCUCCAGCAAACGUCGGACAACACCUACGAGAACAUGUUGAAUCUCAAACAGGAGCAGCAGCCACAGCAGCCGACUGGCAACAGCAACGAUGUGGCCGAUUGUCCUUCGCAUCGCCAGUUGCAUCAUCAGCGGCAGCAGGACAUCUACAUGAAGCAGGCCACACAGCGCGUGAAGAUGUUGCGGCGAGCGCGCAAACAAAAGUACCAGGAUCACUGCAUGGAGACGCGACAGCGCAGCCUCUCGGUGGGCAAUGAUUGGCAGCAUCGCCACUUGCCACAGUCGCAGCAGCCACAAGCGGCAAAUAAGAGCGCCUCGGUGUCGCCACCACCGGCCAGUGGGGGUGAGCUAAUGCUGGAUGGGGUGCAGCUGCGUCAGCCACGUCAUCAUCAAUCCCAAACCCAAUCCCAUCAUCAGCAACAGCAGCAGCGCAAGUCCGCCGAGUGCUGGAAAUCGGCACUGAACCGCAACGAUUUGAUUAGCAUAAUCCGGGAGAGCAUGGAGAAGAAUCGUCUGUGUUUUCAGUUGAAUGGAAAACCCCAAGCCAAUGUGAGUCCCAUACGGCAACCGGCAGCACAACAACAACAACAACAGCAACGCCAACGCUCCAGUACGGGAUCGAAAAUUCCAACACUAAUUGCCAACCACAGUCCUGCCGCCCAGUCUCCGGUCAGCUGCAGUCCCACUUGCAGCCAUCCGGCAGCAGCCACCUGCAACAUUCCGGCGGCGUCAGCAGCACAGGCACAGGCUCCCAUCGAACAGGGGGGAGCAGGUCAUCAUCACGACCACCCCCAACCGCACGUACCCAUCUACCAUCAACAGUUGGCCAUUAAUCCGGCCGUGCUGGCAGCCCAGCACAGUCACAACAGUGCCCACAACAAGCUAAAUCUCUGUGGCUAUGAUUCGUUCCUCCAUGCCACAAUCUGUGGCGGCGGCUCGGCCGCCCACUCGCCACCACCGACAACGACGACGCCCAGCAAUGUGGCCACAGUGCAGCCCAUACCCAAGAAGAGUCACAAUCAAAAGAGUCUGCUGCAAGGCUACCAGCGACUGGAGCAGCAGCAGCAACAGCAACAGCAACAGCAGCGGUCCAGCAAGGACUACAAAAACUACGGCAAUCUCAUCUAUGCCAAGCUGAGCGAACAGCUGCAGCAGAAGGAGAGGGAGCAGCGCAGGCAUCGCCACAAGCAGCAGCAUCAGCUGCAGCAGAUCCAACAGCAGCAGCAGCCACUGAAACCCAAGGAGGAAUCUCUACCGGAGCAGCAGCGGGAGCAACAGCAGCAGCGUCCACCCACCUCCAGCUCUAGUUCGACGGGCUCGAAGAUCUUCGGCGAUGCCUUGGAGUGUGCCCAUCUGCUGGCCAGCGAGGAGGAGGAUCUGCCGGCCAGCCCACCGCUGACCAGCACACCCAGCAAGGUCGUCAGCACCGACACCCUCAUCGAUCUGAAUGACGAUGUGGGCGAGGCCGUGGCCGAGGCCGUCACCGAGGGUGGCAAGGCCCUGGAGGCAGACGAGGAUGAUUCGCACCAAGAGGUGGAGCUGGACACCAGUGCCUCCAGCUCGAUGAUUCAUCGCUAUGUGCAUGAGCACAUUCACCAUCACUACCAUCACUUCAAGGAGCAGCAGGAUGUGUGAAGGAAAACUACCCCCUAAAACGCACAGCUAGAACGAAUGAAACUAUAAACUAUUUGCAUGUUGCUUAUGUUUUUCGGUCCAAAUGGACUAAUAAGUAGCGCCAAUUGUAAUUUAAAGUUAGCAUUUAUCAGCCCAAGAAAAUAUUCGAAUCAACAGUCUAUAUGGGUAUCGUGUAUCGUACGUAGCCUUCCUAAAGCUUAUGCAAAAAACCAAAAUUCAAAUGCGCCUUUUUGCCUUGGCAACAUCCGAAUCACCGCUUUUUGCUAUGCUAAUCGAUCUAGCAACAUGCUGCAGCAACACACAUAUCACGUAUCGAAGCGCGCAGGCAGCAUGUUGCGCCCAAACAUUUUGUGUUGCUGACAAAAAAAACUAAAACUAAAACUACAAAAAAAGUACAGAAAUGUGUGGAAAAUGACUCUAUUGUUUAGUGAAAAAUAUUAAAUUAAUUGAAAUUGUUGUCUAUAAUAUGAAAUUUUAUGCAACGCUUUUUAGGUGUAUAGAAAGGAGCAGGCGAGGAGGACUCCUUAUGCGAGUUUUAAGUUAUCUACCGAGAUAUCGUGUAUAUUUAUGUUUUUUCGAAGCCAAUUUAUUUUAAACACUACUAGACUUAGUUUCUAACACUAACCGCCAACAAGACAAGCAACAAUGCAACUAAACAAAAACAAAAAAACAAAA
Messenger RNA from Drosophila guanche, 4789 nucleotides. It is a transcript of the gene nkd, whose product is annotated as protein naked cuticle. The transcript has 5 exons. The record is from RefSeq and is a predicted model, not a curated record. Gene Ontology annotation, biological process: negative regulation of Wnt signaling pathway. NCBI's taxonomy places the organism in Eukaryota, Metazoa, Arthropoda, Insecta, Diptera, Drosophilidae. The coding region runs from base 1274 to 4114 and encodes 946 amino acids. Gene Ontology annotation, cellular component: cytoplasm.